AUGGGUAAUGAGCCGUUCUAUUUCUUGUUACGAUUCACCGAUCCAGAGGUGAAAUAUGAUCGAUUAGCCAUUUCGGAGACGGCGGGGUAUUCGAUCAGGAGGAAUCUUGCGAGUGCGUUUUCGUUGCUUGGUGUCUCUGGCACAAAUACUCACUCGAUGGAGUCUUUUAUUGGUGACGUUGUGGAUCCGAGGUUAUUGGGUUUUGACACUGGUUCGGGGAUUGGGGACGGAUAUUACGAUCAAUUUUAUGCAUUCAUCCCCGAUGACGCAGCCAAGCUGCCGAGGCAGUUAUAUGAGAUAGCGAGAGAGUUAGUCGAAACAUCACGAUCGCUGCGUCUUGAUUCUGGGGAUGGAGCGGAUAUUCUCGACCUCACGGAGCUGCAUACAUUGUUCACCGUUCAGAAUCUUACCGUGUUUGUCACAGCUUUCUUCCAUUCCCUGCAUUGGCAUAUGCCCGUCGUGCACUGUCCAACAUUCGAUCCGGCCAAUGUAUCGAAUUGUCUUCUUUUAGCUAUUUUCUUAGCUGGGGCAGUGUAUACUAUCCCGUGCAGUGGCUCUGAUCUAUUACUACCAUCCCUGCUCAGCGUUGCUGAGGAGUAUGUUUUCCGCAGGGUUGCCACAGCAGCAACGACAUUAAACGACCACCCGAUCAAAGGCUCAACGAUAGAAAUAGUUCAGGCAGCACUUAUACUUGAGAUGCUUCAAUUCUCUCAGGGAGAUCCGCAAACCAGGCGACGGAUUCGAAUUAUUAGACAUCCGUGCUUGGUGUCUACGAUACGGUCUAUGGGGUUGUUUCAUUAUAAGCGGAGGGAGGCUCCGGUGGUUUGUGAUGGUGAGAAUAAAUGGAGGGAUCUUGCGGCGGAGGAGGUUUGUAUUCGGGUUGCUUGCUGGGCAUUCCUUGCAGAUGGCUUUUUGACUGUAUGCUUCAAGAACCAUCCAUCAUUAUCAAUAUUUGAGAUGGAUUGUGAUUUUCCGUGGAGUACUGAACUGUUUGAGUCUGAGAAUGUGUCUACAUUCAACGAUACCGUCACUAUUCAUACGACUGUGCCGUCACUUCCUACGCUCCGCAAAGUUGCGGAGGGUUUGCUCCAGAUGCCUUCUUCUAAUCAACACAUAUCCUGGGGUCGAUCUUUAUCUGUAGAGCACCUCCUUAUGCUGAUAUACGCGAUGAACUCUCUCGCCUUUCAAGCCCGAUCCGGUCUACUCGGGUUUAUAUCAAUAGACAUCAUCAAACACGCCGCCAUGAACUGGCACAAAUUAUGGAAAUCCGUCCUAAGUCAUCUCCAUCAUAUCAAUGGCGUGACAACGACAGAAAACUUGCAUCUAGGAUAUCCGAAACAUGCAGAGGAAUUAUGGUGGUUGUUGAUGACUACACUUGAUGCUACUACUAAUCAGACGCAGAACAAAGGGAAAAGGUUUCAGUAUUUGGAUAGUGCUGCUACGGAUGAUUUGGGGAAGUUGAAUGAGUUUAUUCUAUCUGCUAGGGGAAGGAAAUCUUCAAUAUGA
This is a messenger RNA of Talaromyces stipitatus ATCC 10500, 1506 nucleotides long. RefSeq lists its product as uncharacterized. The coding region runs from base 1 to 1506 and encodes 501 amino acids. Gene Ontology annotation, cellular component: chromatin. The record is from RefSeq and is a predicted model, not a curated record. Gene Ontology annotation, molecular function: RNA polymerase II cis-regulatory region sequence-specific DNA binding; zinc ion binding; DNA-binding transcription factor activity, RNA polymerase II-specific. Gene Ontology annotation, biological process: DNA-templated transcription; regulation of transcription by RNA polymerase II. NCBI's taxonomy places the organism in Eukaryota, Fungi, Ascomycota, Eurotiomycetes, Eurotiales, Trichocomaceae. The transcript is spliced from 3 exons.